This is a messenger RNA of Peromyscus leucopus (white-footed mouse), 7283 nucleotides long. RefSeq names its product kirre like nephrin family adhesion molecule 1 (gene Kirrel1). Gene Ontology annotation, biological process: cell-cell adhesion. Lineage: Eukaryota; Metazoa; Chordata; Mammalia; Rodentia; Cricetidae. The record is from RefSeq and is a predicted model, not a curated record. The coding region runs from base 311 to 2728 and encodes 805 amino acids. Gene Ontology annotation, cellular component: cell-cell junction. The transcript is spliced from 16 exons. Gene Ontology annotation, molecular function: cell adhesion molecule binding.
AGAGAGAGAGAGGGAGAGAGAGAGGAGAGAGAGAGAGCGGCGCGGAGGUUGAGAGAGGCCCCGAGAGAUAAAGCUGGAGGGCAGAAAUUAUUAGGGGGCGCGGGACGAGAGGAGGGGCUAGGCGAGCGAGCCCGCGGCGAGAGGGGCAAGCGAGUGUGCGCCGAGUGUGCAAGGGCGGGAGGGAGGAGAGAGAGCCAGCGGCGGCCCGGCUCGCGCCGACUUGGGCCCAGCGGCGGGCGGACAGCAUGCUGAGCCUCCUCAUCUGGAUCCUCACUCUCUCCGACACUUUCUCGCAAGCAGGGCUUUAGGAAUGCCUCUGGAGAGCAACAGCACAUGUCUAAUGAGCUGCCAAUCAAGCCUGCUCCCCGAGAAGCCCAGGUUUCUGAGUCAGAAGAUGUGGGCGCCACACUUAGCCAUCGCUUAUCUUAUCUCUGUGACUUUGGCUUUGGCUGUGCCUGGGACCCAGACCCGCUUCAGCCAGGAGCCAGCCGACCAGACCGUGGUGGCCGGGCAGCGAGCCGUGCUCUCCUGCGUGCUCCUCAACUACUCUGGGAUUGUGCAGUGGACCAAGGACGGGCUGGCUCUGGGCAUGGGCCAGGGCCUCAAAGCCUGGCCACGGUACCGGGUCGUGGGCUCUGCGGAUGCCGGGCAAUACAACUUGGAGAUCACAGAUGCCGAGCUCUCUGACGACGCUUCCUAUGAGUGCCAGGCCACAGAGGCUGCCCUGCGCUCCCGGCGGGCCAAACUCACCGUGCUCAUUCCUCCAGAGGACACAAGGAUUGAUGGGGGCCCCGUGAUUCUGCUGCAAGCAGGCACCCCCCACAACCUCACAUGCAGAGCCUUUAAUGCCAAGCCUGCCGCCACCAUCAUUUGGUUCCGGGACGGAACACAGCAGGAGGGGGCUGUGGCUAGCACGGAACUGCUGAAGGAUGGGAAAAGAGAGACUACAAUCAGCCAACUGCUCAUUCACCCCACAGACCUAGACAUUGGUCGUGUCUUCACCUGCCGCAGCAUGAAUGAAGCCAUCCCCAAUGGGAAGGAGACAUCCAUAGAGCUGGAUGUACACCAUCCUCCUACGGUGACUCUGUCCAUUGAGCCUCAGACCGUGCAGGAGGGUGAGCGAGUCAUCUUCACGUGCCAGGCCACAGCCAACCCUGAGAUCUUGGGCUACAGGUGGGCCAAAGGGGGGUUCUUGAUUGAAGACGCCCAUGAGAGUCGUUAUGAGACAAACGUUGACUAUUCCUUCUUCACGGAGCCUGUGUCUUGUGAGGUCCACAACAAAGUGGGAAGCACCAACGUCAGCACUUUAGUGAAUGUUCACUUUGCCCCCCGGAUUGUAGUUGACCCAAAGCCCACGACCACAGACAUUGGCUCUGAUGUGACCCUCACCUGUGUCUGGGUUGGGAAUCCCCCCCUCACCCUCACCUGGACCAAGAAGGACUCCAACAUGGGGCCCAGGCUUCCUGGCUCCCCACCCGAGGCUAAUCUCUCUGCCCAGGUCCUGAGUAACAGCAAUCAGCUGUUACUGAAGUCAGUGACUCAGGCAGACGCCGGCACCUAUACCUGCCGGGCCAUCGUACCUCGGAUCGGAGUGGCCGAGCGAGAGGUGCCGCUGUACGUAAAUGGACCCCCCAUUAUCUCCAGCGAGGCGGUGCAGUUUGCCGUGAGGGGUGACGGUGGGAAGGUGGAGUGUUUCAUCGGGAGUACCCCGCCUCCAGACCGGAUUGCUUGGGCAUGGAAGGAGAACUUCCUGGAGGUGGGGACCCUGGAGCGGUACACGGUGGAGAGGACUAACUCGGGAAGUGGUGUGCUGUCCACACUCACCAUCAACAACGUCAUGGAGGCCGACUUUCAGACCCACUACAACUGCACUGCCUGGAACAGCUUCGGGCCAGGCACUGCCAUCAUCCAGCUGGAAGAGCGAGAGGUGUUACCUGUGGGCAUCAUUGCUGGGGCCACCAUUGGUGCAGGCAUCCUGGUCAUCUUCUUCUUCGUCGCCCUGGUGUUCUUCCUCUACCGCCGUCGCAAAGGCAGUCGAAAGGAUGUGACCUUGAGGAAGCUGGACAUCAAGGUGGAGACGGUGAAUCGGGAGCCGCUCACAAUGCACUCUGACCGGGAGGAUGAUACCGCCAGCAUCUCCACGGCAACUCGGGUCAUGAAGGCCAUCUACUCGUCCUUUAAGGAUGACGUGGAUCUGAAGCAGGACCUGCGCUGUGACACCAUUGAUACGCGGGAAGAGUAUGAGAUGAAGGAUCCCACCAACGGUUACUACAAUGUGCGUGCCCACGAAGAUCGCCCAUCCUCCAGGGCGGUGCUAUAUGCUGACUACCGUGCCCCCGGCCCUACACGUUUUGAUGGCCGCCCAUCAUCUCGCCUCUCCCACUCCAGCGGCUAUGCCCAGCUCAAUACGUACAGCCGGGCCCCUGCCUCUGACUAUGGCACGGAGCCUCCACCCUCUGGUCCUUCUGCGCCAGGUGGCACCGAUACAACCAGCCAGCUAUCCUACGAGAACUACGAGAAGUUCAACUCCCACCCCUUCCCCGGGCCAGCCGGGUAUCCUACCUACCGUCUAGGCUACCCCCAGGCCCCACCAUCCGGCUUGGAGAGGACCCCCUAUGAGGCCUAUGACCCUAUUGGCAAGUACGCCACGGCCACUCGAUUCUCCUACACCUCUCAGCACUCAGACUACGGCCAGCGAUUUCAGCAGCGCAUGCAGACUCAUGUGUAGAGGCUGGAGUCUGGCUGGGGUAUCUCUGCGGGGCAGAGGAGAGGCUUCCCAGCUCUUCCCUGACAUUCAGGGACAUUGCUCGUUGCUCCUUUCGUGGACCCAGCCUUCCUCCUCCUGCCGUCACAAAGAAGGAGCAGGUCUCCCAGGAACACCCCAUCCCAAGGAUGGUGCUCUGGGCGUGCCCCACUCUCCUAGGCCUGCUGAGCUCUUCCUCGGGAGGAUGUCUCUACUGACGUCUGUUCAUACCUGACCCAAGCAUUGGGCACAGGGCAGUGGAGGCUGGGGGGUGGGGGGCAGAGGGCAAAGGAGGGUAGAGUACAUGUUACCAUUUCCUUUCUGUCCUGCUCCUCUGACCUCCCGUAAGCGGGCAUGGAGAUCUGCUGAGGUGGGUAGGCGUUGGCCUAGGCGGCUCUAGUCCAGGCAGCCGGAAUGCGGGGCAGCCCACCAGUCCCUCUCUUGAUUUCCUUCAUCUUUCCCAUCUCAGGGGAUUACAGCUGGGACAAUGAGUUCAAAUCCAGCCCCGGUCAGCUGGGGUCAAAAUGCCAGUCACCGUGGCUACUUACUGUGGCUAUCUGAGCGCCGAGGGUUCCAGAAAUCCCUGGCAACACUGCUCCCUUUUUUUUCUCAACUUUGUGCUGGACCAGGAGGAUGUGUCCUGGAUGUGAACAAAGAAUGGUCAGGACCGUGCCCUGGUUGACUGGCCAGGGACCGCUGUGUACUACAUGGCAGUUCCCAGAGCCGACAGUAGCGGGAACCUCACCAGCCUCCUUCUUUCAUGUUAUCGCCCCACUUCUUGGUAUUAACUCUUGAGCCUUGGAGCAUAGGGUAGGGCAGAGGUGUCACGGAGCUAUAUUUUUCAAAGACAAUAAAAAACUCAUUUGGAAAACAAGGCUCUAGGGGUUUCCCCCACUAUAUACGAGUCCCCGUGGAAAGGAAAGGGACACCUGUCCUCCACCAGGCUCCUGAUACCUUGCGCUAUUCUGAGUCUCCAAGCGCUCUGAAUCUAUUACAUCCACCCAAAUGGUGAGAGCUGCCGACUGCUGGAUUCUGAUAGAGUUAGGCAGUCCUGAACCUCAGACACUACGAUCCUACCCUGGGACUCACCCUAGUUACAGCUCCCUCUGCGGGUGCCAUGGUAAUUGCUUUAUCCAGACAAGUUUUGGUUCUGUCUCCUCCUUGCCCCACCCCCAGGCCAAUCAAAUUUCUUCUUCCAUUUUCAGUGCCUUGAGUGUCAGGUUUGUGAUGCUGGCCCUGUGUGGGGAGCAGGAGCUGGUGGGCUCCAGGUUGUCCUAUGUUAGCGUCAAGGAGAGACAAAUGAGGGGAUGUGAAGGGAAGGGACCCGGACAUGGCUGCAAAGGGAACUUCUUCCUGACCCAGACGGAGCCCCCAGUGCAGAACACUUCAGGCAUUGUAUUCCACAGCCUACGUUGUCUCUUCCCACACAGCACACACAUGACCACACACGUACAUUCCACUCCACUUCUCAUCUACCACCUUCUGACCAAAGAGAAUCUGUGUAACUCAUGUUUCAGCCUCACUUUCCCAAGAAACCUCUGCCCAUCCCAUCGGGAGUCAACUGUCCACCUCCCCACUGAGGCCUACAUGAUGGGAGGGAGUACUCCCAGAGUACCCCUUGCCUUUUCUCAUUGGUCACCAUUCAUUAGUCAUGUUUACUUUCAUGACUUACAUGUUCAUCAGCCACGGUCCAUCACUAACCUUAGAGAUGGGCCUGUGGGGUGACAUUCUCAGCCAUCUCCUUUCUGAUAAGGACCGGGUACCGGGAAUCAAGGAGCUCCGUUUCCAGCCUAGCCUAGCAGACAGCCUUUGCUUCCUCUUGUACUCCAGUCAGUGCGUCCGCACAGAGCGGGCCUUUCCUGUAGCGUUGACAGACUCGUAGCUGGAUUCCAGUUCAGAGGACUCACACUUGCAGAGACCUUUCAUGAGAUCUCAGUGAGGCAGUGUGUGUACGUAUAGUGUAGGUUCUUGUGAAUAUGAAUUCAUGCAAGUUUUUCAUUUUCAUUGGCACCUGAAGCCACGGGUGAUCCAAACACUUGCAAGUCUAACUAGAGUGGCAUUUUAAACAUCAAUACUCUAAGAUAAUCAUUUUGUUUGGGGUUUGGCUUGGUUCUCUCAUUUCUCUCUGAUUCAAGCAGUAGGUCCCUCCCAUGGAAACAAGAGCAUCACUAAGGUUAAGCCCUGCAGGAAAUUUGUGGUUAUCAAGCACCAUGCAAGGCACAGGAAGCAGCAACUGAGACAGACUUGUCUCCGGCCACUCGGAUUCUGCAAUCGGAAUCAGAGUUGGGCCCUGCUGAAUGACCAGUGGAAUUGUAUGUCUGGGGAAUUGAAGGUCCCCUAAUAAUGAGGCUCUUGCAUCUGAAGCUAGUUGGUACCAGCAUGUUGGUGCCCUGUUACUUAAUGAUUCUAAGCACCCCAAGUGUUAAUUGCUUUAGUUGAAAGAAUAAGGAGCCAGGAGUCAAGAGAUCCAUGACCCUCCCUGUUCUGCAGCUGCCAUUUGCUGAGUAACCAUGAUCUGACCUCUGUUUUCAUUGCCUCCAAUUUUCUGGUCUUUACCUACAACUAUUCUGUGUUGGCUGUGUUCAUCUGGGGAGGCCAAAUUCGGGAUUUCCCAUCUAUCAAAAGAACCCAGAAACAGUAAGCAAUCAAGGUGAGGGUUAGGGCAGGGGAGGGCUGCCUGCAACACAAACUUCCUGAUCUUGUCCAUCGCCCUAACCGUGAGUGAAAGGAAGCAAUCUGCGUUGUUCUCCUCUUAGGCUCAACAGGUUGUUGUGAUCACGGUAGGGCUCGGUUUCCUUUACUGUGGAUGUAGACUGCCGCACGUAGACUGGGGGAGAUAGGGAAGCUACCUUCCACUAGGUCUUCGGGGACAGUCAUCUGGCCCAAAGUCAGCUCUCCCUGUUUACCAAGCAAGGUGAAGCCUAUGGUCCCAGCAGUCUCGAACCUGAAGACAGGCGUGAGAGCGGCCACCCCUUCCUCUAGGUUGAAAGGGGAGCUGGUAGAGGAAGAAGGGGUUUUAACAUAAGCUCUGCAUAUGCAAAAAGCCCUUGUGGCUCCAGGUAGGCCUUGCUCUUUGUAGAGAGCCCAGCCUGCUUGCUGAGUCCUGGUUCUCCCAAAGUCUAACCACAGAACAUGCACAAAGCAACAUCUAUUAUGAGAGAAAGGAGCCAGGGACGGGAGCAAUGCUCAGCUCCCACGAUUCUGGUGGUAGGCUUUCCUCAGGCUGGCAGCUGCUUCCCUCUCUAUGUUGACAGGAACUCCUGCCCUGUGGGAUGGGCCACACUGCCCUGUGUCUUGGCCCUUGUGCUCUGUCAACAUGUGGGUGCCCGGGCAGGACCCACAGCUCCUGGGCCCCUUAAGACAGGACUGGGUGACCCUGCAUACUUGGCCCACUCCAUAGCAAUGUGAGGCAGUUGGGAUUUACAGAAACUCGUGGUAAAGCCAAAGACCCUGUGUGGGCAUGUGGAGUCUGCUGGCUCAGUCACUGCCUCAUCCUGCUGUGUGAGCAGUUCUGUCCCUGUGGGUGAGUCACGUGACCUCCCAAGGCCACUGCAGGCUCAAAAACCCUGGGUUUCCUAGUAGUUCACUUGGGUGCAAUCUGAGCCCAGGCAUGCUCUACACCUAGAGAGCCUCGUGCCUAGCUGAUAAUAGAACGCAGAGGUACACAGACCUCAGGACUCCAUUGGUGAGGCAUUAACCGUUGGGAAAGGACUAUUAAAUUGUCACCUAAACGGAACAUCCCCUUCCCCCUGCAUCCUGCCCACCUCCCGUGGUAUUUUUCCUUUUCUCCUCAAAGCAGUGUCUUCCGGCCAGUGCUGGCUAACCCUUGCCAGCUUGCCACUGAAACCGCCCAUGGUCCAGUCUCGGAGAGGACUGAGGGCUGUGGCUUGGCAGAGUACCGACUGGAGAGGGGGGUGCAGCAUUUAGUUUCCCUGCAUCACUGUGAGGGAACCCCCGGGCCCUUUCCCAGAGGAAAAUAAUUGCUGCACGGAAGACAGAGGCCAUACUAGGAACUUCUGGUGCAAACCUACUCUUAACAAUCGUAAUAAUCUUGUGUGCACAGAACGCCACUUACCAGUCUCGGUAGCCCAUCUUGGCUGCUUGCUGCCCCCAACCACUGGCCUUGGCAAACUGGUGUCCAGGUUCUUCUGUUGCUUUCAGGAGCUGUCUACAGCCCCUGGGAAUGCCAGCACUCUGAGGAGAGAGCAUUCGAUUUGCUGAUACAACAAAAGUAGGCUCCUUAGCAAAAGUGACCUGCAAGGCCACGCUGCCACUUUUAACAGGGCACCCAGGGCUCUUGGGGGUCAAACUGUCUACCCUAACCGUUCCUGGGAUUGCCAUCCCCAUUUCUGAUGCCAGUUGAAUUAUCUCUACCAAAAUCCUCAUCAUAAAUGGAUCCAUGAUGACAACUAAGAGAAAAAAAAAAAGUAUUUUUGUUAGGACAAACCAUCAUAGAUUUUUAGCAAUGUGUAUCUGUGUGUCCUUUUCACCUUUUCCUAUUCUGACAUUUUUUUUCCUUUUUUUUAAAAAAAAAAUAUUG